This is a messenger RNA of Thlaspi arvense, 1323 nucleotides long. NCBI's taxonomy places the organism in Eukaryota, Viridiplantae, Streptophyta, Magnoliopsida, Brassicales, Brassicaceae. The record is from the annotation of a GenBank genome assembly.
AUGUUAACUGUCGCCAAAGCUACUUGUUGUUUCUUGGGAAAAGCUUACAAGUGCAGGACGACGAUGGCGCUCUUCGCUCUCUCUUCAUCUCUUUCUUCCUCUUCCUUCUGCCGUAAUUCUCGAAUUCCUUCUAUCCGUUUCUCUCCCGUGUCACGUCUUUCUCACCCUAACGGCGAUAAGCUGACACUCGCUCCGCCGCAGUUUAAAAACGCCGGCGCGAGCCUCCGUGGGUUUGGGGUUCCGAGUAAGCUCCCGAGUGUAAGAAGACUUAGUGUUUCGACGAGGUGCGAGAAGGAAGACGCAGCGAAAGGUGCAAUUGAGGAUGAUGCGGAGCGGUUUGCGAGGCGAGAUAGCACGAUGCCUGAUAGAUUCAGAUACUUAACCAAAGAAGCCCCGGACAUUCCUAUUAGAUGGCCCUGGUUCGUCGCGCUAGGGUUCCUCGUGUAUGCGUGGAGAGCAGUCUUGUUUGAGCUAUCAAACUGGCGUAAAGCGGUUUUCGCCAUCGUUGGGUUUCUUGGAGACCUUUCCAAGUUCGCAUUGGCCCUCGUCUUCCACUUUAUAGGCGAUCCCAUCACUUCUCUCAUCGCCCUCGUAGAGACUGCACUCUACAGUGCCCGAGCUUUCUACUCCGGGAUAGUGGCCUACACACCUGUGAGAGAGCUAACGACGGUGAUCUUACUUGCAUCCUCUGUGCUUGCCAUAGGAGAAGCGGUCGCACCGAACUCGAUCAGCAAGCAGCCGUAUGUGGUAACUCUCGCGGGUCUCUUAGGGUAUGCAGCUGUGCAGAGUUACAUCUCAGAGCCGUUCUUCUGGACCGUCCUGGUGGGUAUGUAUGGAUACUCGCGGUUGAUAAAGAAGAGAGACGAUGUGACCUCGGCGCUUCCUUCUGCAGCUGUUCUUGCAGGAGUAGGUGAGCCAUGGGUGAGAGUGGUGGCCAUCACAGGGUAUCUAGCUCUAGCCAUGUAUCACAAUUCAACUAAGACCUCUGAGGAAGAAGAAGAGAGGCAGGACUUAAGGAAGGCACCACCAGUGCCGUUGUUGGCUGCAGCAUUGGCCAUUGGUGUCAGGCUUGCUGCAAAAUGGGCUGGAUACAGGCACUUGACUUGGAUGAUUGUUUGAUUCCUCUACUUGUAUUUUUCUGAAACAAAGGAUUUUUUAGAGACCAGCAAAACUAGUUUAUGUUGUUGUUGUACUUGUAGCCUUCAUCCAUUUGUUAAGAUAAUUUCUGAUUACACCAGAAAAAAAACUUCAGCGUUUUUGAAUCUUACGGCCCAAUAAUUUUAAACUUCUGCGUUUUGGAUCUUAAAGCCCAAUUAGGUUUUG